Messenger RNA from Scylla paramamosain (green mud crab), 1824 nucleotides. RefSeq lists its product as uncharacterized. Bases 380 to 1240 code for a protein of 286 amino acids. Lineage: Eukaryota; Metazoa; Arthropoda; Malacostraca; Decapoda; Portunidae. The record is from RefSeq and is a predicted model, not a curated record. The transcript is spliced from 8 exons.
CACUUUACUACUCCACUCCACACACUAUGCACCGGACUCCACAUUCUCUCACUCCCUCACACACUCCAUUCCUCUCCUGCCUUCCACACUCCCUAACAUCGAACACCCAGUCCUCCCCAAGCUCUCUUCACCUAGACAUUUACACACACGCGUUCCAGCACUCAAGACCCCAGACAGGUUUCCUGCACGUAGGUGGCGGUGAGUGGAGGUCAGUGGCGUCCAUUCGUGCCCUUCCGCAACAGGCAAGCAAGGGAGUGUCAGCUGUGUAAGGAACUGGCCUGAGGAGCGUGGUGCGGAGGGGGAAGGAACGACAGGACAGCUACGGGUGUGGGUGAACAAGUGAGGGCGGCGCGGACACCACUGCAGUGUCUGGGCAACAAUGAUCGUGACAGCGCGGGGAAUUCUUGCCGCCACCCUCAUCCUCCUGCUUUUCAUCUUCCUCCACCUCCUGCCGCACUACAGAGGCGUAGAGCGAGGAGGGAACGCGCCACAACGCUAUAAACUAGGGGGCGGCUGGAGUCCUCCCAAAUGUUUCAUCAAGCCGCUGUCCAACCUGACGGAGCUGCGUCAUUACUUCUCGAAAUCCGAAGCUCCGUGUACUAACCUGAAAGCGUUCGCGGCAGCCCCUCCAGCGUCCUCGGGAGACAGAAAGCUGAUGUGCCUGGACCCUUACUACAACAUUCGCCCUGGGAGCUGCCUCGUGCUGUCCUUCGGUGUGGGUCAGAGUUGGCACUUCGAAGACGAGGUGGCGGAGUUCGGGUGUGAGGUGGUGGCUUUCGAUCCAACGAAUGGAUUAAAGGACCACAAAAGAGGCGACAAGAUCAGUUUUUACAGCGUCGGGAUCAGCAACUUCAGGGGCAGCAAACUCCUGGGCAUGAUGCGAUACGGAAAGAAGACGGUGGGCGCCGUGGACCGCUACGAGAAUCUGCUGGCGCGUGCUGGCCUGCAGGGGCGUGUGGUGGACUACCUCAAACUGGACGUGGAACUCUCCGAACUCGAAUUUUUCCAGGACAUGUUCUUCAACACCCCUCACCUGCUGGCCGGCGUGAAGCAAAUCGCCAUGGAGGUGCACCACGACGACGAGGGAGACGUGGAUCUGGGACCGGCCAGCGUGUACCAGCUGUUCUGGACUUACUACCAGCUGCUGCGGUGCCACGGGUUCAGACUCAUCCUUACGUACAACCACAACUCCAGGCGGAAGUGGACGGAGGUGCUGUGGGGUCGAAAGGGGGCGUGGUGAAGUGCUGUGGGACUCGAGAGGAGACGUGAUAAGGUUCUGUGGGAUCGAAUAAAGGCAUGAUAAUGGUGCUGUGUGACCGAGAGGGUGCGUGGUAAGGUGCUGUGAAGCCGAUUGUGUAUGAUAGGAUGCUGUGGAAUCGAGUGAGUGUAUAAUCGUGCUGUGGGACCGAGAAAGUGUAUGAUAAGAGUGCUGUGGGACCGAGAGUGUAUGACAGUGCUGUGAAGCUGAGGUGGCGUGAAAGGAUGUUGUGAGGCCAGAAGAAUGUACUGCAGAGCCGAGAGGUGUAGUGAAUGAGUACGGCCAAGAAGGGCAUUAUGAUGUGUGGAUGUGAUGAUUUACAAACCUGGAGGAAACGUGCACGAGGGUCGCCUCCGCUUGUACUUCGUCGUCGUAGUUAUCGUCGUCGUCUUUGUCGUCUCAUCACUACAUUUUUUUUUUUUUUUUUUUUUUUUGUGUGUGUGUGUGUGUGUGUGUGUGUGUGUGUGUGUGUGUUUAAAGGUGUGUGUGUCUGUGUGUAUUAGUAGAAAACACGAUCAUGUACCGUUGUGUUUUUGCUGUUGUAUGAUUGAAAUAUUAACUGUUUC